Molecule: messenger RNA, 1944 nt
Organism: Metarhizium album ARSEF 1941
Lineage: Eukaryota; Fungi; Ascomycota; Sordariomycetes; Hypocreales; Clavicipitaceae
Product: isopenicillin N-CoA synthetase
Exons: 5
Coding region: 1-1944 (647 amino acids)
Molecular function (GO): long-chain fatty acid-CoA ligase activity; long-chain fatty acid transmembrane transporter activity
Source: RefSeq, a predicted model, not a curated record
AUGACGGCCUACCUGGAUGCCAAAUUGCAUAUUUCCAAGGACUGGCAGUGUCUGAGGCGUACCCGACAGGGAAUGAGAAACUUUGAUGCCGCUGUCAGGGCGAAAAAGGCGUCAGUGUACUUCUUAUUCGAGGCUGCUGCGCUUCGACAACCAAACGAUGAGUGCAUCUGGUCCCGGCAAGGAGUCUACACUUGGGCAGAGACGUACCAACGCGCGUCCCAGUAUGGCCACUAUUUCCAAUCGCUGGGCGUCAUGGCCUUCCAGUACGUGGGCCUGUACAUGUACAACUCGCCCGAGUUCCUCUUUAUAUGGCUGGGACUCUUGUCCAUAGGGGCUGCCCCGGCGCUGAUCAACUACAACCUCGCAUCCGGCGCGCUGCUUCACUGCGUCAAGGUUUCAGGCACAAAGGUCUUGAUCUACGACAGCGCCCCGGACUGCGUGUCGCGGAUCCAGGCGUCUGGAGCGGACCUCCGCAGCACUGGCGUCGAGCCCGUCGUGCUGUCGGACGGCUUGAAAGACAAGAUCAGCCAGAAUCCAGCCACCCGGCCCGUCACGGCUUGUUUCGAGGACACUGGGAGGGUUCUGCCCUUCGCUUUGAUGUACACCAGACCGUGGCUGACCGAGAUGUCUGUUGGCGUGUUGAGCGGAACGACCGGCAUGCCAAAGGCUUCCCCCCUGGCCGUUCAACGGCUGUACAUGAGGGCGUCUGUAUACCCGAGACUGCAUGGACAGGAGCCUGGGCCGGGAGGUGACAAGAGUUACUAUUGUAUUCCUUUAUACCAUGGAACCGGAGGGAUAGGGGCCAUGGAAGACAUGAUGACCGGAACGUCUGUUGCGCUGGCGCCCAAGUUCUCGCUGUCUCGGUUCUGGCAGGACUGUGUGGACAGCAAGGCCACAGUCUUUGUCUACGGUACGUCGUGUAUGACCAACUUGCGCCGCCGUGAGAAGCUGACUUGGGCAGUUGGCGAGCUCGUGCGCUACCUGCUGGCCGCUCCACCGUCCCCGAACGACAAGAGUCACCGGAUACGUCUUGCUUGGGGCAAUGGACUCAGCCCCGAGCUGUGGCAAACGUUUCAGAGCCGCUUCGGUGUCGCUGAGAUUGGUGAGUUCUUCGGCAGCACGGAAGGCGUCGUGUUUAUGACGAACCAAUUUCGAAGCGGACUUGGCUCCGGAGCCGUCGGCCACCACGGCUGGCUUCUCCGCAGACAAUACCACAAAGUGCUGGUCCCCGUACACGUUGACCCAGAGACGGGUGAUGUGUGGCGAUCACCAGAGACGGGCUUUGCCAGGCGGUUACCGUACGAGCAAGGCAGGGAACUGCUGGCGAGGCUGACGUCGAGGGACGACUGGGCGGGCUACUUUGGCUCGGAGGAGGCGACCAGGCAAAAGCUCCUUCAAGACGUCUUCGAGAAGGGCGACCUGUAUUGGCGAACAGGCGACGCGCUUCGCCGGGAUGGGGACGGCUAUUGGUAUUUCAUGGACCGGCUUGGAGAUACAUAUCGAUGGAAGGGAGAAAACGUGUCCACCACAGAAGUCACCCAGGUCCUGGGCACGCAUCCCCAAAUAGCAGAGGCCAACGUCUACGGCGUCAAGAUCCCCUCGCACGACGGCCGGGCGGGCUGCGCAGCUCUGGCCUUGAGGGACGGGGACCCGCGCAGUUUCGACUGGGCGAGCGUGGCGGCGCUGCUCCGCAAGGAGCUGCCUGCUUAUGCCGUGCCCGUCUUCAUCCGAGUAAGACGAGGGCUCGGCAGUAUGAGCACCGCCAAUCACAAGCAUAACAAGGUGUCGCUACGGCUCGAAGGCGUUGAUCCGCGGGCGCUGGGCACCAAGGUCCCCGAUGGCAAGGACGACGCGUUGUUCUGGCUGCCGGCCGGGUCGAACGAGUACGUUCCCUUCUCGCAGGGUGAUUGGGACAGGCUGGCGCAGUUGCGGGCGCGUAUUUGA